This is a messenger RNA of Brenthis ino (lesser marbled fritillary), 2352 nucleotides long. Lineage: Eukaryota; Metazoa; Arthropoda; Insecta; Lepidoptera; Nymphalidae. The record is from the annotation of a GenBank genome assembly.
AUGUGGCUAAAGCUUCUAACACACCAACCUAGGCCAAGCGAACAAUCACAUAAAUCGUAUCGUCCGCUGACCGUGCUAACGUUCCGAUGGAACUAUGCAAUGCACGGCCUACAGCCGGCGGGUUACCACCUCGUCAACCUACUUCUACAUGCCCUAGUCUCCUUAUUAUACUACAGGGUGUGCGCAAUGUUUCUCCCGGAAUUUGCAAGUUUCGUGGCAGCCAUCUUGUUCGCGGUGCACCCUAUACACAGCGAAGCCGUGACAGGUGUCGUGGGCAGGGCUGAAAUGUUGUCGUCGCUGUUUUUCCUUGGUGCUCUACUUUGCUACGCGCGCGCCGCCAGCCGUAGACGAUAUACAGAUUGGCGCUAUGUAGCGGCGUGCACCGCGUGCGUGGGCAUCGCAAUGCUCUGCAAGGAGCAGGGCAUCACCGUGACCGCUGUGUGUGUUGUGUACGAGCUGUUUGUUGCACAGAAGCGCCGUGGGAAUGCUAGCAGAUCUUGGCUCGAGUACUGGGGUAAGGGAGGGUGGGGGUGCGCGUGUGGGGAGGCAGCUCGCAGGGUUGCCACAGUGUGUUGCGCAACCCUCGCGCUACUCGCGGCAAGGCUACACGUCAUGGGAGCACAAUUACCCGUGUUCACGAGAUUUGACAACCCUGCUGGGGCUGCCCCGCCCCCGGCUAGGCACUUAACAUUUGCAUACCUGCCAGCUCUAAAUGCCUGGUUGCUAACAUUACCUGAGGCUUUAUGCUGUGAUUGGACAAUGGGUACAGUAGCGUUACUCCGAUCGUGGCGAGACCCGAGGAAUUUGGCAACUAUAGCGCUAGCAACUACUUUGAUUGCUGGUGCCAUACAUGCUUUAAGGACGAGAUCUUCGGCAUUGUCAAUGGGUUUGGCAUUACUAGUACUACCGUUUUUGCCAGCGUCAAAUCUCUUUUUCCCUGUCGGCUUCGUGGUAGCGGAAAGGGUUUUGUACAUGCCUUCCAUGGGUUGGUGUCUAUUGGUAGCUCAUGGUUGGCGACUGGUUGCCAAGAAAAGAGCGAAGUUGGCAGCUGGGGCCUUAAUAUUCCUUCUCAUGGCAUUCAGUGCCAAGACUUAUGUUAGAAAUUGGGAUUGGAAAACUGAAUAUUCCAUUUUUGCAUCCGGACUUAAGGUAAACAGAAACAACGCAAAACUCUAUAACAACGUUGGCCAUGCACUGGAAGCUGAUGGAAAAUACGCGGAUGCCUUAGAGUUCUUCAAAACAGCAGUCAACGUCCAACCCGACGACGUUGGCGCCCAUAUAAACGUGGGAAGAACUUUUAACCACUUGGGAAAAUAUCAAGAAGCCGAAGAAGCCUAUGUCAAAGCAAAAUCAUUAUUGCCAAAAGCUAAACCAGGAGAGUCGUACCAAGCCAGAAUUGCCCCAAAUCAUCUAAAUGUCUUCCUGAAUUUGGCUAAUUUGAUAUCCAAAAAUGCAACGCGGUUAGAAGAAGCCGACAUGCUUUACAGACAAGCGAUUAGCAUGAGGGCCGAUUAUACCCAAGCGUAUAUAAAUAGAGGGGAUAUUUUGAUUAAGCUGAACAGGACUAAGGAGGCACAGGAGUUGGGAGUGGUCCUCCUCGAGCAAGGCAAGGCGUCGCAAGCCCUGGCCUACCUCGACAAGGCGUUAGAGCUAGAGCCGGAACACGAACAAGCGUUGCUCAACUCCGCCAUACUGUUACAAGAGCUGGGCGCCGCCGACCUGCGGCACCUCGCGAGACAACGCCUCUUGAAACUGCUGGAUAAAGAUGCAACAAACGAGCGUGUUCAUUUCAACUUAGGCAUGGUGUGUAUGGACGAGGGCGAUGCAGAAUGUGCAGAGCGAUGGUUCAGGGCGGCCGUACAUCUGAAACCGGAUUUUAGAUCAGCUUUGUUCAACUUAGCCUUACUCUUAGCAGACCGGCGAAGGCCACUAGAAGCUGCACCGUUUUUGAAACAACUCGUGCGACAUCAUCCCGAUCAUGUGAAAGCAUUGGUUCUUCUGGGGGAUAUUUACAUUAAUUCUGUGAAGGACCUCGAUGCGGCUGAAAGUUGCUAUCGUCGUAUAUUGGAGCUGGAACCGGACAACGUUCAAGCAUUACACAACCUUUGUGUAGUUGCCGUUGAAAGAGGGAAGCUGGCCGUAGCAGAAGAAUGCCUUCAAAGGGCCGCUGCACUCGCACCUCAUGAACACUACAUACAACGCCAUCUAGCGGUGGUCCGAGCACGCCGCGCCCCGAACACCGCCAACACACCCAACACCCCCAACACCCCCCGGGAGCCACCCCCCGAGGUACGAGCUCGCUGGAACUACAUCCCCCAACAGCCCCCCGACCCCCACGAAACUGACCCUUCA